UACAGCAUUCUUGAUGGCCGCAGUUUCCAAGGUAAUGUUUCUGUGAGCCGCUCCGUUUGAAAGCAGAUUGCCCGUACAGAAGAUACACAGUUGUGGAACAAGAUGGAAAUGGACUUCAUCAAAGGUCAGCUGGGUUUUGCAUACAUGCUUCCAAUGCAUGGUGCACAUGGAAGUGGUUGCAUCAAUGAAGGGCAAGGAUACAGCACUGAUCAGGGGGAGAUAUUUGUGAAGUCCUCUCAAGAUCACAGUGAUGGACAGGAGAUGUUUGCCGGGGAGCUUGCCGGGCUGCGGGCUAUCAUUGCCACCAGCACUGUGCGGUGUCCACGGCCUCUGACCGUAGCUCAGCACCCGGACACGGGCCGGGCCGUGCUCGUCAUGGAGUUCCUGCAAAUGCGCUCGCUAAGGGCCCGGUCGGCUCAGCUGGGGCGCCAGCUCGCCAGGCUUCAUCUACAUAACAGUACUGCAAAGGAUGCGCAAAGCACAGAAGCCUCACACGUAGGUGCGCCCGAAAAGCAGGUACAUAGACGGACCUACGAAUGGCCACACCGUGGCACGGACGACUGGCUGGAGUUCCUGACGCGGGUCAAGCUGCAGCCGCAGGUCCGGAAGCGCGGCCUGAACGCAGCUAUGAGCACGCCGCCUAAAUCCGCCGCGUCUGGUGGCUGGCGAGACGCACCCCGCCGACAGCUGGACGUCCAGCGGCAGAUAAUGCGAAACGACGGGUUAUGGAGUUUGUGGUCGCGACUGCUGCGCCGCCUACCGGAGUUCUUCCGAAACAUCAGUGUGGAGCCGGCGCUGCUGCAUGGUGACCUGUGGUCUGGAAACGCGGCUGAGGUGACGCGUACCCCGACAGUGGUGUACGAUCCCGCCUCCUUCUAUGGACACGCCGAGUUCGAUCUCGGAAUCGCGAAGUGGUUCGGGGGAUUUGGAGCCGACUUCUACAGAGCCUACCACGAGCUGCUGCCAAGAAAGGCUGGCUUCGAGACCAGGAACAAGCUGUACCAGCUCUUCCACCACCUAAACCACUGGAAUCACUUCGGGUCCAGCUACCGCGGCGGUUCAGUGUCGCUGAUGAGGUCCCUGGUGGAACAGAAGUGACCGGACCGCGUCAUGCUGGCCUCUGACGCAGCUGACGCCACUGCCCGGUUAUCAGCUGACGUCACUGCCCAACCAUCGGCCGACGUCACUUCCCGGCCAUCAGCUGAUGUAACUACCCUGCCACCAGUUAACGUCAAUACCCGGUCAUCAGCUGACGUCACUGCUGAGUCAUCAGCUGACGUCACCAUUGAAUCAUCAACUGAUGUCACUGCCUGGCCAUCAGCUGAUGUCACUGCUUGGUCAUCAACUGACGUUACGGACCGUGCCCGCGACCGGGGUGAUUAAGCAAUGGACCAGGAGUUCCUCUGUCAUCUGUGCUAAUACUGGCUGUGUUUAGCAGCGCCUCUGCCGGGUUGGGCUGUUCCUGUUUCACUCUGCAGCUUGCUAUGACGGUCAGCGGAGGCCUUGUGCGUAAUGAUCGGAUCGCAUUGUUGUGUGUUACCUGCGUGCGCAUUGUAAGCACAUGCAUGUGAUGGCUCAGUGAGCGUGCCCGACCGGCAGGGCUGGCGGAGAAUGCCACGAUGCCAGCUGCUUCCCAGACGUGCGGUGGUUCUGAGCCGGACACGGAGCUCAGAGUCCAUGCCCCUAGUCCAGAGUGCGCACCCUUAGUCCAGAGCCUGUGCUUGGGUCUAGAGUCCAGGCCCUGAGUCCAGGUGCGACCGAGUCGGGUUGGACGUGCUGUGGGCCUGGCUAAGCGGCCUUUUAGUCAGGCGCGGUGUGCAUGUUGCCGGCCGGGCCAGGCGGACCUGCCUUGAGUGUCUGGACCGGUCCCGUCGUCGGUGUCGGUGCUCCCGGUGCGGGCCGUCCCGGAGUGGGCACGUCGUCCUGACUCCUGCGUCAUGUCCGCGGCGGGGACAAGCGUCGAGCUUACACCGACCUGGUACACCAUGUGGCCGGCUUC
Messenger RNA from Pollicipes pollicipes, 1999 nucleotides. Its product is annotated as ketosamine-3-kinase. The coding region runs from base 103 to 1098 and encodes 331 amino acids. Lineage: Eukaryota; Metazoa; Arthropoda; Thecostraca; Pollicipedomorpha; Pollicipedidae. The transcript has 8 exons. The record is from RefSeq and is a predicted model, not a curated record.